Thlaspi arvense is the source of this 1508-nucleotide messenger RNA. The record is from the annotation of a GenBank genome assembly. NCBI's taxonomy places the organism in Eukaryota, Viridiplantae, Streptophyta, Magnoliopsida, Brassicales, Brassicaceae.
AAUUAUAGUUAAUUUUGUAAAACAAAAAUCGUCAUACUAACAUGUGUCUCCUCUCUCUAUAUAAACCAAACCAAGCCAUGCAUCUUUCUUACAACUCCAAAAGCCUCGGAGCCUGAAAAUUAGAUAAGUAUAGAAAUAUGCCGGCGAACAACACACCGUUCCUCACCGUCUUCCUCCUUUUCCUCGGUUUACUCCGGUUCGAUUCAAUUCCCGGUUUAGAAGCAGCAACAUUGGCUUCGGUUCCGGGAGUAUACGUGUUCGGAGAUUCGUUGGUUGACGCCGGAAACAAUAAUUACUUACCACUUUCCUUAAGAAAAGCUACUUACCCACCCAACGGCAUCGAUUUUCCUGGCCAAAUACCUACCGGAAGAUUCUGUAACGGCAAAAACGCCGCCGAUAUUAUCGCUGAGAAUUUUGGUUUCCCGUUACCGCCGCCGUAUCUCUCACUAUACUUACUAAUAAAGAACGAGAGAGAGGCCGCCGCCGUGACAGGUAUUAAUUUUGCUUCAGCCGGUGCCGGAAUCUUUAAUAGCGAUGAUCAAACUACUGGACAGGCGAUUCCUUUAUCACAGCAACUGAACAAUUGGCUCUCUAUUCAUGAAGAACUCACGAAAAAGCUUGGACCAUCCGAAGCAAAAGUUCACAUAUCAAAAUCUCUAUUCGUUAUAGUCAUAGGCAGCAAUGAUAUUUUGGAUUACUUUGGAUCCUUGGAACUUCGACAAAAGAGUAAUCCUCAACAAUAUAUGCGAUCAAUAGCCGAUAAGUUCAAAAAGCAAUUGAAGAGAAUCCACGAGACUGGAACGCCUAGAAUAUUAAUAUUCGGGGUAGGACCACUCGGUUGCAUGCCGCGGCACAGAGCGAAGAACUCGACGAUCCACGAAUGCAACAAAGAUGCAAGCAUGUUUGCCUCUUUGUACAACGAAGCUUUAGUGAAGAUGCUGCAAGAACUCAAACAAGAGUUGCAAAGCUCAAUGACUUACUCUUACUUUGAUCUUUUCAAGUCCAUAAAUGACAUCAACUCCAACCCUGCCCGUUAUGGUUUAGCUGACUCAACAUCGGCGUGUUGUGGACGUGGGAAACUAAAUGCGGAUAUUCCUUGUGUGCUUCCGUUCGUGAGUUUUUGUUCGGACAGAACCAAAUAUCUCUUCUGGGAUUUCUACGGUCAUCCCACAGAAGCGGGUUCUCGUGUUAUCGUCGAUCUUAUGUUUGCUGAUGAUCCGCAUUACAUGUCUCCUCUAACUCUCUCUCAGUUGGUCUCUCCAUGAUCGAUACGGCGUUGUUUUUACAUGAAGACCUUAACUAGACAAAUGGAAUUUAAAGACCUUUUUUUUAAGGAAUGUGUGUUUUAUUUUAACUGUGUGGCAUGUUGUACUAAUUACUGCAGAACAAGAAAGUAUUUGGAGACUCUUGAUUGGAUAUGUACUCAAUUUAUUAGCAAUGGAAUAAGUUUUUAUUUAUUUUCAAAUUCUUUUUUUCUGUUUCUUUUAUUAAUUUAAGUGGUUAACUGC